Sitodiplosis mosellana (orange wheat blossom midge) is the source of this 1056-nucleotide messenger RNA. RefSeq lists its product as uncharacterized. Lineage: Eukaryota; Metazoa; Arthropoda; Insecta; Diptera; Cecidomyiidae. The record is from RefSeq and is a predicted model, not a curated record. The transcript is spliced from 2 exons. The coding region runs from base 240 to 560 and encodes 106 amino acids.
AGAUACGAAACCACCAAAUAUUUAAGCAUACUUGUUUGAAAAAGAGUGUAGGAAAAUGAACUAGCUUUCAUUUAAUACCUUACCCGUAAAAAUUUAACAGCUGUAUCGAAAGUUUUUUGUGUUCAUAUAUAAAAAUCAUUCGAAAAUAAAGAAUUGCGCUUUAGAGGUUUAAUUAAUUGUAUCUAUAAUUGAACGUAAUUCAUAUUCAUAGAAAUGAAACCAAUGGACAAGAGAUCUAUAUGUACGACAUCGCCAGUAAGAUUGUUAGUCGAUUGAAAGGUGAACUGUCCACAGCCUUUGUUAACGUAGCAGAAUCCAAUGCGAAUGCGCAAGGAGAAGACAUUAUUAAUGGAAAUGUGACGCUCACUGAUAGCGGUAUUUUCGAAAAAAUGCCAACGAUGGAUUCCGACAAAGAAAAGAUCACCAUUGUUCAAGCACAUAAUACACAUCAAAAUCAUCGCCCGAUAUUUAGAAGGGACAGCAAUGCUGGCGUCAAAUUUCACAAUGAUGCUUCGCAAAAAAUUUCUAUCAGUUCAGGUUACAGUGUGAUCAAGCGAUAAUUAAUUGCAGAUUAAAAUUUAUGAGGAGCUCGAAUCAAACAACGAUAAUAACCGGCAAUCGAAUCAUUAGAGUCAACAUUUAAAAGUACACCACAUUCAUUUAAUUCCAUUUCAUUUGCUGAAAAUUCCACUCGAAACUUGAUUUCUCAGACUUUUACUAAACGUUGAUAACACACAACAUUUGACUUCUGAUCAUAAUUUUUUGGAAUCCUUUUCUUUGUUUAAAUAAUUUAUUGUUGUUGUAGGUUCUUAAUCAAUUAUGAUCAGAGAAAGUGGAAUACAAUUAAAUUCAAACAAGAUUGCUACUGGAUGAGGAUAGCAUUUAAACUUGAAAUUUGUCAGCCAUAUAUUUUAUUCAUAGCCGAUACUUUAUAUUUUUUUUCCACAAGAAAUGUUAUCAUAUUAUACCAGCGAUUUUCAAGAUUGCUACAACUUUAGUCGUAAAAGUGUAAAUUACAUUGCAAAUAAAUUUUAUUGAUGUUAUCAAUAAGAGCAA